AUGGUUUUUAUUAAAAUAACACUAGAACUAAUAAUAAUAUUAUUAUUCUCUAUUACUGGUAUAUUAUCUUAUCAAAAUCCAUGUGAUUUACCUGAUGUUAAGUGUAAUCUUAACAAUUCAUUUUGUAUACCAACACACGAUUCAUAUAAAUGUCAUUGCUUAUAUGGUUAUACUGGUGAAACAUGUAAUGAAAUUGAUUUUUGUAUAAAAAAACCAUGCUUAUAUGUAGAUGAUGAUGAAGAUGGUUGUAAAAAUAAAAAAGAUGGUUAUGAAUGUAUAUGUUCAAAAGGAUUUACUGGUGAAAAUUGUACAAAAGAUAUUAAUGAAUGUGAGGAAAAUCCAAAUAUUUGUCAAAAUGGAGGAAGAUGUAUUAAUAAGAAUGGUUUUUAUACAUGUCAAUGUAAAAAUCAAUUUACAGGACCAAAUUGUGAGUAUAAAUUAAAUGAAGUUCUUAAAAAAAGAAAAUGUUUUAAUGGUGGUGCUUUUGAUAGUUAUGAUAAAACAUGCUCCUGUCCAGAUGGUUUUGAUGGUGUUUUUUGUGAAAAACAAAUACAACAAUGUGCUUUAGGUAUUUGUAAAAAUGGUGGAAUAUGUAGGGAGACUUUUGAUGAUUUAAAUUGUUACUGUCCAGAAGGUUUUGAAGGAGAUUAUUGUGAAAAUCCUAUUGAUUUUUGUAAUGAAGAUUAUAUGUGCAAAAAUGGUGGUACAUGUCUUGAUAAUAAAAAUGGAACAUUUAGAUGUUUAUGUCCAUAUGGUUUAUCAGGAAGAUUCUGUGAAAUUAAUGAGAAUGAUUGUGUUGAUAAUAAGUGUUAUCCAGGAUCAAAAUGUAUUGAUAUGAUAGCUACUUACAAAUGUCAAUGUGAAGAAGGACGUUUUGGAAGAUAUUGUCAAUAUGAAAAUCCUUGUUAUGGUACUAAAAAUCCAUGUCAGAAUAAUGGAUACUGUGAAAGUUUUCCUCAUAAUGGUGGAUAUAAAUGUCACUGUGAAUAUGGUUUCACUGGAGUUGACUGUGAGGAAGAUAUAAAUGAAUGUGAAAGAAAUCCAAUGAUUUGUAAUAAAGGAACUUGUAUUAAUACUCCAGGAAGUUUUGAUUGCGAAUGUCAAUUUGGAUAUAAUGGAACAUUUUGUAAUGAUAAAGUUGAUUUAUGUGCUGAAAUGAGAUGUGCUUCUGGUGCUUCAUGUUUAGAUUUUGGAUCAUAUGCUGAAUGUAUCUGCCCAGCCGGUUUUAAAGGAGAUUUAUGCCAAGAAAAGAUUAAAUCAGAAGUUGAAGAAUGGAUGGAAAUGGAUAAUAAAAUGAAGAAAAUUUGUAUUAAUAAUGGUUGUGAAAAUAAAGCCAGAAAUGGAAUUUGUGAUGAUGAAUGUAACUACUUUAGUUGUGGUUAUGAUGGUGGUGAUUGUACAGGAAAUGUAACAUUAUAUAAAUAUUGUGAGAAUGCUUUUUUCUGUUCUUCUAAUGCUAAUAAUGGUGCAUGUGAUGAGGUAUGUAAUACACAAUAUUGUCUAUUUGAUGGUGGUGAUUGUCACUCAAAAUUAACCAAUAAAGAAAAAGAACUUAACUCUCUCUGUUUUGGAGAUUAUGCAAAUGGAAUUUGUGAAUCUAAAUGUAAUAUAUCAACUUUCUAUUUUGAUGGUGGUGAUUGUUUGACAAAAUCUAAACCAAUGGAUGCAACUAUUCACCUUGCUUUUAAUAUGACAAUGAAUCAAUUUAUGGAACAUAAAUCUGAAUUACUUCAAUAUCUUUCAAGAGCUAUUCGUGGUAAAGUAUCAAUUAUUAAUAAUACUGAUACAAAUUUACCAAGUAUCAUACCAUAUGAUUUAAAAAAUUAUACAGAAAUUAAUGAUAAACAUAUUGAUCCAUCUCAAAAAGGUGUCAUGGUUAAUGUUGCCAUUGACAAUACACCAUGUUUAGAAUCUGGACAAGAAAAUUAUUGUUACAAUGACAUUGAAGCUGUUGAAGAAGAAUUUGGUAAUAUAGCUAAAAGGCAUAUUGUUAUACAUGAAAAACCAUUAAGUUUAGCAUAUAUUAAAGCUGAUAAAAUAUCAAAACAUACACAUGGAAAAAAAAGUGAUACAUUUUUUUGGACUAUUUUUCUUCCCGGUGUUUCUUUACUAGCUUUACUUCUUACUAUUACUGGUAUUGUUAUAAGAGAUAGAAAAAGAAAACAUUAUUUUUCUAAUGUAUGGAGACCUUUAAAUACAGAUGGAACACCAAGUCUACCACAUUCAAAUUUUACUAUAUCAUCUAAAGAUUUUUAUCCUACGAAAAAAAAAAAUUUUCCUGGAACUGUUAUUCAUAAUAUUGUUGAAAAUCGUAAUGGAAUGACAGAAGAGAUGGUUGUGAAUGAAAUCAAAAGAAUGGUCAAUCGUGGUAUUAAUAUUAAUGAAUUAAAUGAGAAAGAUGAAACAGUUCUCUUAAUAGCUGUUAGAAACGAAUUAUGUAAAAUAACUGAGGCAUUGUUACGUCUUGGAGCUGAUCCAACUUUGUCAGAUGAUCAAGAAAUGACACCACUUCAUCAUGCAGCAAUGACAACAAAUAUUUCUAUUGGUAAUUUAUUAUGUCAAUCAUCAAAAAUUGACAUUGAAGCAAUAGAUUUUCUUGGAAGAACACCCCUUAAAUGUUGUGUUUUUUCUGAUACAGAAGAUUCUUUAGAUUUUGCCAAACUCCUUUUCUCAAUGAAUUGUGAUCCAAAUAAUUGUGGAAAAAAAGGUGGUGUUCUUUUAGAUGGAAAGACACCACUUCAUAUUGCUGCUGAAACUAAUAAUACAGAAAUUAUUGAAUUUUUAAUUGAUCAUGGUGCUAAUAAAGAUGCAGGUGAUGCUUAUGAUCAGACACCAUUAUUUAUAGCUGCUAAAGAAGGUAAUCUUGCUGCUGUGAAAUGUUUAUUAAAUAAAGGUGCAAGUAAAGAAAUAACUGAUCAACAAGAUAAAACACCUAGAGAUAUUGCUGCACAAAAAUAUUUAGAAAAAAUUGUUAAAGUUAUUGAUGUUCAUGUACCACCAGAUGUUAAGAAACCUUCUGAUUCUGGGUGUAGUAAAUCAAAUGUUGGAAGAAAAAAAAGGAAAUAUCCUGGUACUGCUAAUUCUACAAAUACUUCAGGUUCAAUUGGAACAUCAGCAAAUAAUCGUUUGGUAAAUGAUGCUUGUGGUACUAUGAAAAAUAAUUUAUCACCAUUAACUCCACCAAUUUCUGAUGGAUCAAAUUAUUCCAAAACACCAUCACCAUCACAUCCACCAUGUAAUAAAAAGCCAACAAUAAAUUAUAUGCAUGGAUAUCAACAAAUGCCACAACAAAAUAUAGGUCCUUCUGUUUUAAGUAGUCCUUUAAGUGAUAAUCAUUAUAAUAAUAUACAAAUACCUAAUUUUCUAUCAGAACAACAACUUCAAAAUAUGGGUAUGAUUGAUCAAAUGAUAAAUCAUAAUCAACAUCAUCAACAGUCGACGUCAACAAGGCAACAAAUACCAGGUCAUCAUUUGCAGAUGGGAGGAGGUGGACAGCGUUGUGAUAAUCAGCAACAGCAACAUUAUGGAGAUAUUUAUGAUCAAUCAUAUCACCAACAACAACCACUAAUUGAACAUAAUUAUCAUUCUCAUCAGCAACCACAACAACAAAUGAUACCAAAUUAUUAUCCAGGUAAUUUAGAGAAUCAUUACCAACUACCAUUACUUCAACACCAGCAUCAGCAACAACAACAGCAUCAUCAGCCUUUAUCACAACCUCCGGUCCAUCAUCAUAUACCUCCAGUCAAUCAUCAUUACUACCACCAACAAGAUAGUCAUUAUUAUACUGGUGGUUAUUAUCAUCAACAUUGA
This is a messenger RNA of Strongyloides ratti, 3810 nucleotides long. RefSeq names its product Neurogenic locus notch homolog protein 1. The coding region runs from base 1 to 3810 and encodes 1269 amino acids. Gene Ontology annotation, biological process: heterophilic cell-cell adhesion; establishment or maintenance of epithelial cell apical/basal polarity. The record is from RefSeq and is a predicted model, not a curated record. Lineage: Eukaryota; Metazoa; Nematoda; Chromadorea; Rhabditida; Strongyloididae. Gene Ontology annotation, cellular component: protein-containing complex; plasma membrane. Gene Ontology annotation, molecular function: protein binding; calcium ion binding. The transcript is spliced from 3 exons.